AUGCGUACUUGCGAUGCUCGUCAUGUUGGGGCUUGCCACACAAUUAUCGAUCCUAGGCUUCGCAUCGACCCACCUCAGCAUCUGAUCUUCAUCGAUGUCGCAAAUGCCUGCCUAGUUCGACGGCCUGGGAGAUGCAAGUAUGUAGCUUUGAGCUACGUUUGGGGCAAAAGUGGUACACCAUUCCAGACUACCAAGGAUAAUCUAGAUGAACUCCUCCGCCCUGGCGCACUUGACCGCUACCGAAUGUCCAUUCCAGAUACGAUUCGCGACAGUAUGGCAUUUGUCGGCAGCAUCGGACAACGAUACUUGUGGGUGGACCGUUUUGCGAUCAUCCAGGAUGACAAUGCCCACACCAAUGCUCAGCUAAAGAACAUGGCGGGAAUUUAUUUUAAUGCGUACUUCACAAUAGUCGCUGCCGAAGGAUCGGAUGAUACCUAUGGGCUUCGUGGACUGCCCAGUUCGGCCCGCCCUCGCCUCUUGCAGGCCCGGAGCCUUGAUUUCAGUUCCACCUCGAGCUUCUAUUACGUUCUACGAAGCCAUCACGACACGGGAAAGUACGAUGAGCGCGGAUGGACGUUUCAGGAAUAUGAACUGUCACCUAGGAAGGUCAUUUUUCGCAACAAUGGCGUUGAGUGGAACUGUUGCCAGUACCUAUGGGGAGAGUUCGAGGCCAAGCCGCAUUUUCGUGGACGCAUCAGUCACACUCCCUCGUACGGCUUCUUUCGCAUUGAGGCAGUACUGUUCCAUGGUUACGCAGUAUAG
Trematosphaeria pertusa is the source of this 762-nucleotide messenger RNA. Its product is annotated as HET-domain-containing protein. The transcript has a single exon. The record is from RefSeq and is a predicted model, not a curated record. The coding region runs from base 1 to 762 and encodes 253 amino acids. Lineage: Eukaryota; Fungi; Ascomycota; Dothideomycetes; Pleosporales; Trematosphaeriaceae.